Hypoxylon fragiforme is the source of this 4821-nucleotide messenger RNA. Its product is annotated as putative ABC multidrug transporter. The record is from RefSeq and is a predicted model, not a curated record. Gene Ontology annotation, biological process: transmembrane transport. The transcript is spliced from 3 exons. Bases 495 to 4529 code for a protein of 1344 amino acids. NCBI's taxonomy places the organism in Eukaryota, Fungi, Ascomycota, Sordariomycetes, Xylariales, Hypoxylaceae. Gene Ontology annotation, molecular function: ATP hydrolysis activity; ATP binding; ABC-type transporter activity. Gene Ontology annotation, cellular component: membrane.
GAAUAAUAUAGUAUUAUUACAUACAUACAUAAUUAACCUAGUAUAACCUAGUAUAAUUGAUGUUACAUCAUGAAAAUUUGUGUAUUAGUACGCGAUGCCAACCCGCCGAAACGAGAAGGUCUUCCCCUUCUAAGAACCGGCCGAUGGCCUUGGUUGUGGGAACUCCGUCCAGUAUACCUGGUAGUUUAUAUGGCUCUAAUGGCUGCUAGCUAUGUAAGCUAUAGGUCUAACCCCGUUUUCCCAUCAUGGGUAAUAAUGUUGUAUUGCUAAAAAAAAAACUGCUGCGGGACGUAAAAUGCUUCCGGGUGCCGGCGAGAACGCAAUAGUAAAAAUAAAUAAUAAUGGGACUGGCUGGCUUCUCCGGGGUCUAGGUUGAGUUGAGAAGAAAUGAUGGAAUAAAAAAAGAAAAUUCUAAACUAAACAAAACUCUGGUGAUUCAAGAUCCCGAAUGUGUUGUGUAUUCUCCCACUUUCACAACCAUCACGAACGUCAAGAUGGGUUCGAAUCUUGACUCGGGUGCUGCCAUUGACACCAUUGCUCCUACCGACAACUCAAAGGAGAAUGGGGACGGCAAAGUCUCAAUUCUAAAGAGAGUAAGAACCAAAUUGACAAAUGGCUCACGGGGUCUCUUUCGAUACUUUCGGCUCCUUACCUCCGCCGAACCAACGAAAGUAGACAUUAUACUACUAAUAGUCGGCACCAUCUCCUCCAUCGCCGCCGGUAUACCGUUCCCGCUACUUGGAAUUCUCUUCGGACAGUUGCUAGAUGACCUCAACUCAGCAACAUGUGCCGCCGAAGAUGCCGUCUCGCCCGCCGAGUACCAGGCUUCUGUCAACGAGAAGGUUUUGUUGGUCAUGGCUUGCGCUCUUGCACAGUUUGCUCUCAUUUACAUCUACAUUGUAUGCUUUAACUUGUUCGGCGAACGGCUUGCCCACAGAUUGCGGGAACGGUACUUUCGCUCCCUCCUCCGCCAGGAGGUGUCGUUCUUCGAUAAGAUGCCUGCUGGAGAAGUCUCUUCACGGCUGAGCGCCGACAUCAAUAUCAUAAAAAGCGGAACAUCCGAGAAAGUAGGCGUCUAUCUAGGCUCCUACUCUAUGUUCAUCACCUCCUACAUCGUCGCCUUUGUCAAGGACGCUAAGCUCGCCGGCAUCUUGGUCUCCCUCGUCCCUGCGUUUAUGAUGAUGUCCCUUAUUGGUGGCCAUUUUAUUGGAAAAUACUCCACCUUGGCGUCUGGACAUAUCGCAUCCGCAUCAUCCAUUGCCCUCGAGAGCUUGUCCAAUGUGAUGGUCGUACACGCGUUCCGUGCCAACGACCGCCUUGAGGACAGAUUCUCUAAGAAACUCCUCGCUGCCAAGAAUGACGGGGUGAAGAAAGCCGUAGCGACAGCUUUACAAUCCGGACUACUCUACUUCAUAGCCUUCUCAGCUAGUGGAUUAGCGUACUGGCAGGGAAGUCGGACUAUUGCUGAUGUUGUCGGCGGCCGUGCUGAAGGAGUGACGAUUGGUACAACGUACACAAUCAUCUUCCUUCUUGUCGAUGCUUCCAUUGUGAUCAGCCAAAUUUCACCAUAUUUGCAAAUUUUCGGCUCUGCAACGGCAGCGUUAGAGAAAUUGCAGGCAGAUAUGGAUCGCCGCUCUAAAAUCGACGGCACGGUUGAUCCCGAGGGCAAUGAUUUCGAAUCAUUCACAGGUGAUGUUAGACUCGAGAACGUGGACUUCACCUACCCGUCUCGACCUGACGUGCCUGUGAUCCAAGAUAUCUCACUGCAUCUUCCAGCGGGACAACAGACCGCAAUCGUUGGUCUGUCCGGUAGCGGUAAGUCUACGAUUGCUGGGUUACUCACUCGCCUAUAUGAUCCUGAUCAAGGUUCUCUUUACAUCGACAACCGCAAUAUUCGCGACGUGAACGUGCGCCAACUACGGAGCUUCAUUGGCCUCGUUCAACAAGACCCUCUGCUUUUGGAUCGAUCCGUCUUGGAGAAUAUAGCUCUUGGGUUGAUUAACUCUCCACGACCUGAACACGUACAUUUACAACCUGUCCUCCUUAGCACACAACUCUCUGAGCUGGCAGCAGCAAUAAGAUCCGGGCAAGAUAUCACGACGGUGGCAGAGUCUUAUGGCGCCGCGGCACUGGAAAUUGUGAGACUGGUUCAACACGCAGCGAACCUUGCCGACGCCGAGGUGUUCCUAAAAAACUUGGAGUAUGGGCUUGGCACUGUUGUUGGUCCUAAUGGUGACUUGCUAAGCGGCGGGCAAAAACAACGAGUAGCGCUUGCAAGAGCGUUAGUGAAAGACCCCAAGAUUCUCGUCUUAGACGAGGCAACUUCAUCCCUGGAUUCUGCUAGCGAACAGCGCAUUCAAAGCGCUAUUGAGAAAGCGUCCCAAGGCAGAACAGUCAUAUCGAUCGCACAUCGUCUAGCAACAGUGAAGAAUGCUGACAAAAUUGUCGUCAUGCGGGGCGGGAAAAUCAUGGAGCAAGGCAGCCACGUUGAUCUCAUCGCAAAGGACGGAGAUUAUGCCGCCCUUGUCCGACUACAAAGUGUAGGCUCCGAAUCGUCAAGUGUCAGUACUGCAAAAGGAAGCACAAUGAAGGAGCUGGAAAUCGACAUGGAGAAAGUAUCUCGAACACUUACAGUUGCUGAUGAGAAGGCUUGCGAAGAAACUGAUUUAUCGGCUGAUAAGGAAGUAGAAAGCGACAAAGAAUCGACAGAACGCUCAAGGCCAACCUGGGCUACGAUCAAGAGCAUGGGCACGGUAACUCGACCUCAUCUACUCUGGCUGUUUGUUGCCUUAUUCGCAUCCCUCGUCGUAGGUGGAACUUACUCCGGUUCGGCUGUAAUUUUUGGACACACCAUCGGUGCUUUGAGCCCGUGCAAUACUGAGGAUGCUAUUCGAGCGGCUGGAAGUUUCUUUGGUCUGAUGUUCUUCGUACUCGCCAUAGCAGAGUUUUUCGCCAACGGGAUCAGCUGGUCAGCAUUUGGCUGGAUUGCGCAAAAGGUCCUAUACACGAUCAGAGUUCUUUCUUUCCGCUCGCUAUUUGAACAAGACUUGCAAUGGCACCAAUCUGAGGGCCGAACGCCGUCAAUGUUGCUGUCCUACAUCACAAGCGACUCGGCCGCUGUAGAAGGUCUGACAGGAUCAAUAAUAGGGACUAUCUUCUCUAUCGCCGUCAAUUUUGUCGUGGCAGUUGUUCUUACACUCGUUAUCGCCUGGAAGAUCGCUAUCGUCUGUCUCGCAACAGUACCACUCAUGCUAGGCUCGGGAAUAAUGCAGAUGCGCAUCCUUUCGCGUUUUGCAGAGCGUCACGAGAAAGCCUUUUCGAGAUCCGUGGGUAUCACCGUCGAGGCUGUAACUUCGAUCAAGACGGUUGCCGCGCUGUCAUUAGAACACGAAGUGCUCCAAACGUAUCGCCGAUCGCUCUCAGCCCCGCGCAAUGAGAUGACGCGCUCGAGCUUAUAUGCAAACCUCUUCCUGGCGAUUGCCUAUAGUAUAUCGAACUUGAUCUAUGCAUUCAUUUACUGGUGGGGUGCAAAACAGAUAAUUGACAGCCAUUAUACGCAAGUUCAAUUCUUCAUUGUCUUGGUUGCACUCCUAGUGAGUGCUCAGCUCUGGGGUCAGCUCUUUACGCUCGCCCCUGAAGUGACGAGGGCAGGUAGAUCAGUGGGGAAGAUUUUCGACCUCAUUGAUUUAGGCUCAUCUAAGACCUUAUCAACGAAGCGGCUAGAUUCAAAUGACCCCGAGGCAGCCAUUGAGUCUAAGACGGCUCCAACACCAAACCUUGGGGGGCUCGCAGUAAGCUUCAAGGAUGUCAAAUUCUCCUACCCAGCGCGACCAAACCGGCAAGUAUUGAAAGGUCUAGACAUCGAAAUUCGUCCUGGGCAAUUCUGUGCACUAGUCGGACCUAGCGGUGCCGGAAAAUCAACCGUUAUCUCACUACUAGAGCGCAUGUACAGCGUCGGAUCAGGGUCGAUCGAAGUUGAUAGUGUCAAUAUCUCCGCUAAGAAGGAGCCCAUUUUCCGGGAUGACAUAGGACUUGUGCCUCAAGAUAGUAUUCUCUUCGACGGUAGCAUUCGGUUCAACGUCGCCCUAGGAGGUCGUCCAGGUAUUGAACCAUCGGAUGCCGAUAUUGAGGAGGCGUGUAAAUUGGCCAACAUCCACGAAACCAUAGUAAGCCUCCCCAAUGGUUAUGACACGGAGUGCGGGCCUAGCGGGGGGCAGCUGUCAGGUGGACAAAAGCAGCGCCUCUCGAUUGCACGUGCAUUGGUGCGUAAACCACGACUUCUCCUGUUAGAUGAAUCAACUAGUGCUCUGGAUGCAGAAUCUGAGAGACUACUGCAAGAUGGACUGGAUAAGGCAACGAGGGGUAUAACGGUGGUAGCUAUAGCACAUCGGCUACACACUAUCCGUCGGGCGGACGCAAUUUUCAUGAUUGAGGAUGGUCGUUGCGUGGAAAAAGGUACACACGAAGAGUUAUUGGUUCGCAGCGAAAGCUAUCGCGUUAAUGUUCUGCACCAGACUUUGGACGGUUGAUGAUUGGGGCGAUGAAUGAGGAUCAGUGCCGAAUUCUUACAUAGAAAUGCACAUUUGUAUCAUUGUAACGAUUUGUUUACUUAGUACAUAGAAUAACAUUAGAUUCUGUACAUACCUAACCUGCCUACGGUAUAUAUAUAUGCCUAGGUAUUGAUGUAUAUGCAUGUUAAUGGAAGAGCUUAAUAUAUAUCUCAAGUUAAUUCCGAGUAUACCACACGAGUGAGAUGAGUUCAAGUCAUGAGAGGAUCGUCAGGUACGUGAGAGAAUAAUUUCUAAGGUUCGAGUUAGAUUA